Molecule: messenger RNA, 2751 nt
Organism: Rubroshorea leprosula
Lineage: Eukaryota; Viridiplantae; Streptophyta; Magnoliopsida; Malvales; Dipterocarpaceae
Source: the annotation of a GenBank genome assembly
GUAUAAACGAUGAUAAUGGGUGGAAGUGAUAAUGGGUAGAAGAUUUCGGCACAAGAGUUAGAAUUUAAAAAGAAGAAGAUGGGGAUUCAGGGGCUUUUGCCUCUAUUGAAAUCCAUAAUGGUGCCGAUUCACAUCAAAGACCUUCAAGGAUGUUCUGUAGCUGUCGACACCUAUUCAUGGCUCCACAAAGGGGCAUUGUCUUGCAGCAGAGAGCUCUGCAAGGGUUUAGCCACCUCCAGGCACAUAGAGUACUGCAUGCAUAGAGUAAACUUGUUACGGCAUUAUGGUGCUAAACCUGUUCUUGUCUUUGAUGGUGGUCUUUUGCCGAUGAAGAUUGAACAAGAGAACAAGCGUGCAAGGGCAAGGAAGGAAAAUCUUGAACGUGCCAUUGAGCAUGAAUCAUGUGGGAAUUCUUCAGCAGCUUAUGAAUGCUACCAAAAAGCUGUUGAUAUUUCACCUUCAAUUGCACAUGAAUUAAUCCAGGUCUUGAAGCAGGAGAGUGUAUGUUAUGUUGUGGCUCCUUAUGAAGCAGAUGCCCAAAUGACUUUUUUGGCACUCAGCAAACAGGUUGAUGCGGUUAUCACAGAAGACUCUGAUCUCAUACCGUUUGGCUGUCCUAGGGUUAUCUUUAAAAUGGACAAAUUUGGGCAGGGUGUUGAGUUUAAACAUUCUACGCUGCAGCAGAACAAGGAGCUAAGCUUUUCUGGAUUUACCAAGCAGAUGCUACUUGAGAUGUGCAUUUUAAGUGGUUGUGACUAUUUGCAGUCAUUACCAGGAAUGGGCCUGAAAAAGGCUCAUGCACUUAUUAAAAAGUUUAAGAGUUAUGACAAGGUAAUUAAACACCUUAGAUACAGCAGUGUUUCUGUCCCUCCCCUUUAUGAAGAAUCAUUCAGGAAAGCACUAUUGACUUUCCAGCAUCAACGGGUUUAUGAUCUCAUCACUGAAGAUAUUGUACAUUUGUCUGAGAUAACCAGUGAUAUUGCUCAAGGCAUAGCAAAAGGUGAUCUUGAUCCAUUUACCCAAAUGCAAUUUGAGGUUGGUACUGUGAGUUCUCAGCUGGUGCUUGACAAAAAUUCACACCCAAAAAGUUUUAAACCUUUAGGCGAAAGGAAAAAGCUAGAUUUACCUGUGCAGAAGAAUCUCCUUACCAAGUAUUUUUGUUUUGCAUCUCUUGAGGCAAAGCGAAACUUCAAGGCUCCUAGGGUAUCACCCAAGCAUCCAUGUCCAGCCGCUGAUUCUUCUCCUAGUCCUGAGGAGCAUGUCAACAUGGAGGCUGUUUCUGGUGAAAUAAAUAAUUCAUUGUCAUCUUCACCCAAUUCUGAAAAUAUGACUAAGAUCUUUCCUAACAACUCUGUGGAAAACGGAUCUACUUUCAAGAUUCUUGAGUGUUCAGAAUCUCAAGAUAAUGACAUGGCAGAUGCAACAAAAAGUCCAAAGGAUACUAUCCUUCGACAAUAUGGCAAGCCAACAAAUAAUCCUUUUCCAGCAUCACAAAAUGAAUAUGAUUGUAAAAAUGUGCCAGAUGCAGUUGUGAGCAAAGCAAGAACAGAAAGCAGAAAGGUCAUUGUAAGGAGUUGUUAUUUUCAGCAUAAGCAAGUGAAUGAGACUAACCUAGAAAAUAAACAAAAGCUAUGUAGUGAGGAUGAUACAAUUAUGCAUGAGCAUGGUGUUUUUGAUGUUCCCAAUGUUAGCUCUUUCAAGGGUGCAACCAUAAAGAGGAAGACCUCUCCAACAGAACGUUUUGAAAUGGAAAACAUUAAACCCAAGAAUAUGCGUGUCGAUGCAUCUCUUAAUAAUGAUGAUGGUUACUGCGAACCUAAUCUUGAGGAAAAAUCUGUGGAGAUGAAUGCCGGAGGGAAAUUUGGAUCUAACAUUUCACAUCUAGACCGUUACUCUGACAUAGCACAGAAAUCAAUGGAAAAUUUUGUAUCAGUAAUAUCAUCAUUUAGAUUCACUUCACCUGGUUCUCGUGCUAGUGGACUUCGUCCCCCUCUGAAAGAUGUCAGAAACACUUCUACCAAUAGAUCAUCUACUAGUCUGGAUCUCAGUCAGUUUGCUUAUCUGCCUAAAAACAAGAAGACCACAUCAGCAUCACGCAGAUGUUAAGUCUGAAGAACAUAUGUUUGAGAAUCAAUGUCAUCCAUUCUGACAUGGCUGAAGCACUGAAUCCAUUUUUGUGUGGAGACUGUAAGCAUUAGUCUUACUCUCAUUCUUGUUUCAGAAGACUCUUUUUGGAACCAGUCAAUUGGCUACAUUACCACCUGCACCAUUUCACAUUCUUUAACCACGGAUGUGACCAUGUUCCAUUUUUUGUACUUCCAUUUACGUCAAUCUCAUGAUAGCUGAAAGCGUCAACGGAAUUGAUUUCUCUGUAUUUGUUAUUGUCCAUUAGAGUUGGUUCUUGGGUUCUCUUCAAAAUUUUGCACUGUGAACCCCAAAGGAUCGUUCUUUGGUCAACAUUCUGGUGUAUUACACAACAAGCUCCUAAAUACUGGUUUCUGAAAUGCAAUUUCGUCAUUACAAACGUAUUUUGUUCAAUCAAACGCCUUUAGCCGCUCUCAAUGAAGAUGGAUAAGUAUACAUUGUGAUCCAAACAUAUAAUAAACAAAGUAUAUAUUGUGAUCUCAACUUCUUAGAAAUCCAUUAACCUUAUCCAAAAGCCAAACAGUUUCACAUUUUCAUCACACCACCUCUGCUCCAAGUUCUCUCUUUAAAAAAACCCGUCUCAGAAAAUCAAUUACAGUAUUUUCA